Messenger RNA from Drosophila nasuta, 3104 nucleotides. It is a transcript of the gene Cog1, whose product is annotated as conserved oligomeric Golgi complex subunit 1. The transcript has 5 exons. The record is from RefSeq and is a predicted model, not a curated record. Gene Ontology annotation, cellular component: COG complex; Golgi apparatus. Gene Ontology annotation, biological process: intra-Golgi vesicle-mediated transport. Lineage: Eukaryota; Metazoa; Arthropoda; Insecta; Diptera; Drosophilidae. Bases 68 to 2728 code for a protein of 886 amino acids.
GUUAUUUGUAUGUUAAUGCAAGCCGUAAACAGAUGAUGACAACUAUAAGAAUUUGUAAAAAAUAAAUAUGAGUGUCGAUUUACUGCAACUAAAUGUGGACGCACUCUUCGAGCAGCACAGCGUGCUCGAAAUCGACACAGUGCAAAAGAAGAUUCAAACUGUUGUCGAGAACAAGCGAGAGGAGUUGCGUACCAUGGUCGGAGAACGCUAUCGGGAUCUUCUGAAGGCAGCUGAUACAAUAGCCGCCAUGCAGUCCUCGGCCGGCACACUAAUUGAACAGGUGCACUGUGUUCAAGCCAACUGCCAAAGUCUCAACGAGCAGCAGCUGUUGGGUUUCAAAACUGUGGCAGCAACUCCGAUUUCCGCAUCGUCAACUGAGGUGCUGCAGCAGCGAAGUGCCAGCAAGCAGUUAAAGAACUACUACAGCACCAUGGUUCAGAUCAAGCUGCUGAGCAGCUUGCCCGAGUUGAUUUGGACACACCUCGACAACGAGGAGUUCUACGCAGCCACUGAACUGUUCUUGUUCAGUCGUCACAUCAGCACUGGAUUGCAGUUGGAUGCGAAAAACGAGUUAAUGCAACAGCUGCCUGUGGCACGCAAGCAAUGGGAGAUUCUGCGACCCUUUCACGUGACCAUCAAGCAGACUGUGAUUGCUGUGCUCGAACGGGAGAAUCUCACUGCCGAGAUGGCAGUGGAUUGCAUGCAGAGUCUUCUGCUGCUGGACAAAUGUGAAUUGGGCCAAGUACUGCAGACCUUUCUCAACCUGCGUGCCACAGCAUUUGUUAACUCGCUGCACAGUGACGACAAGCCUAGGCGUGUCAAGGAGCGUAUUCUGGCAAGCUUGAAUAUACUCAAUGGCACCAUCAAAUUGCUGGACAAGUGUCUACUCGCCAAUGGUUUGCUCUUCACACGCUUGGCAGAGUGUGCGGCGACUAUUGCGCCACCUUCCAUCACACGCAUGGACAGCAGUGAGCGGCAAUUGGCUCCUCUGUUGCCUGACAUCAUAUCCGGCUAUAGGCCGCAAUUCGAUAUACCACAACUGUUGCCCGAGCAGCUGGGCGAAGCAUUGCGCCAGUGGAUGGCCAAGAUUGAUGGAUUGGCUGCCCAGCAGUUGCAGGAAAUCUUUGCGCUGGUCAGCAACAUGCAGACUAUACAAGACAUUAAGUUGGCAGCCAGCGAAACAGCCAAAAAAACCUACGCUGACUUGGAGCAGCAACUGAAGCUGCCACAGGCACAACUGGAUUUUUAUAGAAUCAAAUACAUGCCGUUGAUCAAUGCUCGAGUGCGCGAGAUUGUGCGCAGCAGUUGGGCAAGCGCCAUGCAGCAGACUUAUGAGCAAGUGGUCAGCUUAGUGAACUCAAGUAAUGCAUCAGCAGCACAGCAAAUAUGGCGCGAGCAAAAUGAUGAUUUGCCACUCAGUUUGGCUGCUGCGCUGAGUGAUCAACCCAAGCGUCUAGCGAAUCGCACCAAAGGCUAUGAUCGGGCAACCAUUGAACUCUGCUCCCAGUUUGAUUCGCAACUAGGUGGGAUUGUGCAGGAACUGAAUGUAUUGCUACAGGAACAGACAUCGCGGGCCGAGGACAAACUGACUCUCAUCAAUUUCCUGCGUGAAACGGCGCAGCAGCAAAUCACCGACUAUUUGAGUAAACUCAAAAUGUUGCAGCUGCAGGAGCGACAGGCGUUGUUGCAAGCAUUGCGCAUUACGCUGGCUUUGGUCGAGCUAUGUCCCAACCUUAAGCUGUGCUUCUGCCAACCCGCCAGUUGGCGUCAAUGGGCUGGCAAUCUAACAUCAGCUGGCAUAGAGCAUUGGCAACGAAUUUGUUUGAUGAUCGAAGAGGAAGUGUUUAAGAUGUGGCAGCUCAUCGUGGAUGACGUGCUCUCCUCUCUCAGUUGUGCUGAAAAGCUUCCGCGCACAAUUACACACGAUGUUGUUUUGCGUGAUUUUCCGCUCUGGCAGACACAGACUAUCGAGCAGCGCGAUGAGGAGCACGAUCAGAAUGUGCAGUCAACUAUUCGCAUUCCCAAUCAGCCACGUCUCUCGUUACAAACGUAUUUGCACCAGUUGAUCGAAGCUCUCAACAUCGCAGUGCCCCAGACAUUGCCUUCCAAGGUGCUGCAGGCCUUUAACAACAAGCUGCUGACACAACUCUUAAGCCACUAUGAAGAACUGGCUGCCUCAGAGUGCACCAAGAAUAGUCAAAAUAUAGCCUUGCAGCUGUACUUCGAUCUGAAGUUUCUGGAGCGCGUCUUUGGCGUUAGUCGCGAGGAGCGUUCGCUAUACGAGCAUUUUCACACUCUUCAACGCACACUGCGUGAUUGCAUCGACCCAUUUGACUUUGAAUUGUUUGCCGAACACAUUACUAUCCACGUCACAAAUUCGUCGGCACGAUUGCAUGGCGAGUUGGGAGUCCUCACACCGCCUCUGGCAAAUGCGCAAGGAGCAACUAAUGUUGGUCUGUCACAUGAAGCUGAUCCGAAUGUGCUCUGCCUGAGUUCUACGGGAUCUACAUCGCUUUGGUUUCCAUUAUUGCCAAUUGUUAUGCCUCUGGCGGCAACAGGAGCUGCUCAUGUGGAACGAAAAAGCCUUGCACUUGAGGCGGACAAGCCGACAACAACAACAACAGCAACAACUCCAACGCGUAAGCCGACAACACGCAAAAAUGAUGGCAGCAAAUCGAAGUCGAGUGCCGCCUCAUUCUUUGGCAUGUCCCAGGAGUGGUUUCGAUAGAGAGCAUCCCGCCAAAGCAGAUGAGCCUAAUAAAGUGGCCAGUGAAGUAGGAAAAGCUCGCUCCCGCGCGCAGCCAGCCGGAAGAGCAGGGAGCCACUGCAGCCUCAUGUGUAAUCAGAUGUGUAAUGGCAACAGCCAACGGGGAAUUGUGCUAAAAAUUCAAUUUGCUAGUGUGCGUGUGUGAGUGCAUAUUAAUAUAAAUAACAUGCAUUCAAAAUGCUUCAUUUAAAUUUAAAAAAGUAACUUUCUCUACUAUGUACACAAAAGUAUCGACUUAUCAAGACCACUUUCGUUGUGGUUUCCCAGAAACAAAUACAACAUUCAUUGCAACACACCAAAAUGCAUAAAUGCAUAAAUAAUACUUAAAAAUCAUGUU